GCGUGUUGCACUGGGACGAUGCUCGAUGCUGCAGUCCCGUCCAAACCUCCAGGUCCACCUGCAGCAGCAGCAGCAGCAGCAGCCGGACCGCGGGCGCACCUGGAAGUCACUCUUACAUGACACGUCGCUCGGAUUAACACAACAAUCCAAAUGCAUCUAAUAUGAGCGCAGACGCUGGGACACACAGCACCGGUGCCACAUAAGGAUAAAGAGGGUCUUUGCUGGGAAUCACGAUGCAUCUCACAGCGGUGGUCUUAAUUCUGGCCGUGACAGGCAUCGCCAAAGGUUGGGAUUGCAGAGGGUGCAACGCAGAAAAUGGGUUUUGUGAGAAGCCGGGGAAGUGCAGGUGCAAACCGGGCUGGCAAGGAGACAAAUGUGACCGGUGCCUGCCGUUCCCCGGCUGUCUGCACGGCACAUGCAAGAGGGCAUGGCAGUGCCUGUGUGAGGAGGGCUGGGUGGGCAGCCUGUGUGACCAAGAUACGCGCCUGUGCUCAUCCAGGCCUUGUGUCAGUAAUGCCACCUGCAUAGAGACGGGAGAGGGCGGAUACCUGUGCAUCUGUCCACACAGCUACGCUGGAGAAAACUGCCACCUGAAGAGAGGAGCGUGCCUGACAAACAGCUCUCCUUGUCAAAACGGAGCCACGUGUACAGACACCAGCGGUUCAGCAGCCUCCACUUCCUGUUUAUGUCCCCCUGGAUUUUCCGGAGACUUCUGCGAGAUCAGCGUUGACAGCUGCCAGCCUAACCCCUGCCUUAAUGGUGGCAACUGUACAAAUCACGGCCUGGCCUUCACCUGUCUCUGUCCGCACGGCUUCACCGGCUUUACGUGUAACAACACCAGCAGCCUGUCGCCCUGCGCCGGCCAGCCCUGUGCCAACGGCAGCACAUGUGUUGGUCAGCCUGACGGAACCUUCCGGUGUGUUUGCCAGAAACGGUUUACAGGUCCCACAUGUUCCCUGCAGCACAGACCGAAAGCCAAGCCUAAGCCUAAGCCUGCCAGGCCUGCGGACCACAAGGCGUUCGCACUGACCCCGCAGCAUUACUCCCUUCCUGCUCACGCCUUCCACAGGCUCCUCAGACCGCCUGAGAGAGACCUGCUUAAGAUCACCCUGAAGGAGACCGUCCACUCCCCCGGUGUGCUCGUCACCCAGGGUCAGCUCAUUUGCUUCGGCAUACUGGCCCUGCUCACCUGCCUGGUCAUCCUGGGUACCACAGGCAUCGUGUUUUUUGGCCGCUGCGAGACGUGGCUGGCUAACGCCAAGUACAACCAGCUUGUUCGGCAGCAAAGGGAACACCUGCUGAGGGACAACGGCGGUAAUCAGGAAGAGCCGGAGCACUCAGUGAACAUCAUCCUGCCGGAGAAGAUUAGACUCACGAGCUUUGGGAGACACUACACAUCCAUUUGAUUGAAUUGUCUGUUCCCUGCUCCCUCUGGAAGGAGCUUAAUAUGAAUGUGUUAAAAUAACAACAAAGGAAAUAUGCUGUACAGUCGUGUUUGUAAGGUUAGAGAUUCUGGACGACAGUGGAAUAUAACUGAAUGUACAGGUAGAGUUGGAAGUAAACUGGAUGACACUUCUUUCAGUAUUUCAAAUUAAACUAAGUAAUGAUACCAAUGAUUUUUCAUUUGUUCACAAAUGAAAGGUCAGAUUUUAUUACCAUUUCUAGAGCUGCAAUGAUUGAUCAGAGUAGACCUCCAGAAAAUUAACUGGCAACUAUUUUGAUUAUAUAUGAAUAAUUUCAGUCUUUUGUGAAAAUGUGAAACAUUUGCUGCUAUGAUGAUGAAACUGAAUGUCUUUUGGUAUUGGACUUUAAAAUACACCACGAUAGGCUGUAGGAUAUUUGACUGAACUUAUGUAAUUUUUUCUGUUAUUUCUGAGAUAAAAUCACAAGUUGAGAAAACCACAAUCAAUUUGAAUAAUUAAAAUGUCCUGCAGUCCUAACAAAUCUCCAUACAACAUACUGUGAAUUUUCCAUUUCAUUAAUACACAUAGUGAGUUUGUAGAUAUGUGUAAUAAAAAUGUGUAUUACUACAUUCCACCAAAAACAGCUGGACUUUCAAAUACUGAAUGUAAUAACUCACUAAUAACAGUGUUGCUGUAUUUAUGUACCUGGAAGUCAUUCCCCAUAUACUAUUGAAUUUGCUUUGUAGAUGCAUCACUUUAGAUAUUGGUUUUAAAGGGAUAUACGUAGAUGUUAAAGACAUGGAUUAUUUGUAGGACUGAGCAAUAUGGCCAAAAUUAUAAAAUAAUUUACUAUUAUUUAUUUUAAGUUCAAAGAAUUUUGAAGGUUUUGGUUUAAACUCUUUAUGAGCAGAGAAUGACCAACACUUUAAAACAUUUUACAAAUCUGAGGCAGAUGAAGUAUGUGUUAUACCUCCUCAUUGUGCUUGCACAAAGCAAUAUAUCCAUAAAUAUAGUGACCUUUUGUUAUAUUGCUAUUGAUGAUAUUGCAAGAAUUGUUGAUAUCGUUUAUUAGAUAUUUCACAGCUCCUGGAGAAAUGCCACUUCCUGUCUUAAUUAAUCUGUUUGUAUCCCUGCCAUGAACGUCUUCACGCCUUCAUCUCUUCAUCAGCUCUAGUAAGAUUUUUCCAACACUGUUUCUUACUUAGAGAUUGAGAGUUUCACAGAUAAACCACCAUGCAUCUGUUACCCAGUAAAUAUGUCAUUAAACAAGUGUCACACUUUUCAAACUGUAAAAUAUUCAGUACUGUGAUAUGAGGAUUUGUGAUGCAUAUGUUCAGCUCACAUUCAGCCUGCAAGCAGAUACUGUAAAUAAUGUGGUGAGCUUUGUUUAUCUUGUGCUGUUAACAUCAGAGUUACAUUUCAGGUUGUGUUUUUCAUUGUGCUCAUCAACCUGUGGACUGUGCAUCAAAAGACGUAGGUCAAAAAAACAUUUACAGGUGGCAUUUCUACAGAGGGCGGAGACUGUGCAGAACCUUUUUGUAUUUUUUCCAAGUCUGCGAUUCUUGU
Paralichthys olivaceus (Japanese flounder) is the source of this 2969-nucleotide messenger RNA. RefSeq names its product protein delta homolog 1. Lineage: Eukaryota; Metazoa; Chordata; Actinopteri; Pleuronectiformes; Paralichthyidae. Gene Ontology annotation, molecular function: Notch binding; calcium ion binding. The record is from RefSeq and is a predicted model, not a curated record.